Messenger RNA from Glossina fuscipes, 5967 nucleotides. RefSeq lists its product as uncharacterized. The record is from RefSeq and is a predicted model, not a curated record. Gene Ontology annotation, molecular function: sequence-specific DNA binding; DNA-binding transcription factor activity. Gene Ontology annotation, biological process: protein autoprocessing; positive regulation of DNA-templated transcription. The transcript is spliced from 8 exons. The coding region runs from base 1017 to 5669 and encodes 1550 amino acids. Gene Ontology annotation, cellular component: nucleus; endoplasmic reticulum membrane. Lineage: Eukaryota; Metazoa; Arthropoda; Insecta; Diptera; Glossinidae.
UCCAUCCCGUAAUAUUCGAAGGCGAAAAUAUUUUUUGAAGAUGGUUGUCAUUUUUAACCUUGAGCGAUGUGUUGCGGACAUCCACUUCAUUUGUUAACCCAUUAGUUUCCAAGACAAACAUCCCGAGAAGAACAUUAUCGAAUCAAUUGAAAAUAGCACGCUAAGAAAGUGCAUGUCCAUAAUGCGUAUUUUAUUAUAUAUCAAAUUCGAUGACAAACAUAGCAUACUUCCAAUCUUCAUCAUCAUCACCAUUUAAUCAAAUAGCAAGAGAGACUUAUAUGCGAAAUAUAAAAAACUUAAGCUGCACAAAUGCCGAGGGAGUAAUUACUGAAAGAGAGCGAGUUAAAUAGAUGUAAGCACAGACGCAAAUGCUCAAGUUUGAAAAGUUAAUUUUAUUGAAGGCUUAGUUGAGGUUUGCGCUUGAUCAAUUUGAUCCACUCGAGCGACAGCAAGAAACGUGUGUAGAUGCUUUGUUGUUUGAAAGAAUCUUUAGAAAAGUUGAACAAACGGGCGGAACAACAACUCUUCAUACAUUUUAGCAACCUAGAAAUAUCGAUGUAUUUAAAAGUGCAUAUACCUACAUACAUAAUUCAAACGUAAUACGAGUGGAAUUCGAUAGGUUUCGUAUUUGGCAAAACAGAUUUAUGUAUAUAUGAAGAUAUACAUGAACAAAUAAACAUGUGUAUAACCAAACAAGUGUCUUAAGCCGAGUAAAUGUUACUUUUAGAGUAUAUUCAAUCACAGCUUAUAUUUGUAAAAGUGUACAGUGAAUAUUUGUAAAAGUGUGCAGAGCGUAACUAGUUUGUUGCGAAAUAUCUAAGCUGUAAUUUCAAAUACAAAUUAAUUCUGAAGCUAAACAGAAAAUUUUCUAAAGAAAUGUGAACGGUUUUUCUAAUUCAAUUAUUUAGUCUAAUAUGCUAACAUCAUGUGUCUUACUUGUCGUUGCAAACAUUGAAAUCGAUAUGUAAAGAUGUUAUAAACAACAAAUAUAUGCUGAAACGUUUUGAUUUCUGGCCAUGGACUUCUUUAACGAUCACAUUUUAACAGACUUAGAUCGUUCAGAUUAUGUUGGCGGUAUCGAUAACGAAGCCAUAUUCUUUGAGGAUUUACAUGUAACAACAAGUGUCGAUAGUCUUCACGCAAAUGGUGGUCACUCAAGUAGUUUAAACGCUGUUGAGUCCGCAUUGUUCGCAUGUAAUUCAAAAGCUGAAACGCCGGUCACAUCCCCCACAUCGACUCCGUUGCAGGACACUACUUUACCACCAAUUCCAACUAUCUCAGCAAGAGUUAGUCUGACUAAUGUAGCACAGAUCGGCAUACAUGCUACAAGUUCCAAUAAUCAUACACACUCACAUCUACCGGAAAGCCCGCCCGAUUCAAGCUCUGAGCCACCUUAUAGCCCGUCACAGGAUGUGCACGGCCUGACUUUGACGUCACGUGAUCUUUACAAUGGACCAGGCUUAACAAGCAAUGUAGCACCUGCCAUACAUGAACUGCAUAUAUUGCCAACACAGCAGCAACACCGCUCACAGCACCUAUCACAACAAUAUGCUACGUCACCAACUCAGCACCAACAAUCGCACACAAACAAUUAUUCACAUGUACUGCGAAAUUCGCAUGGAAACGUGAAUGGCCUUGUGCGAGUCAAACAGGAAUCAGGUUUACUUGUCAACACGGGUGCCUUGCAAUGUACUUUUAACAGCCGUUCAACAGACGCGCACAUCGAAAUGCCAGCCUCUCACUCCUUUUAUUCAACCAACACCCAAUUAAAUAGCUUAGCGAAUAAAAUGUAUGCGCCCACCAUUACAUCCUCUUCAUCUUCAUAUCAAUUGGAUUUGGGAAAUAUUGACCACAAUAACUCCCCAUCAGCAUCUUCCGCGUGCAUGCUAAACACCGUGACCGAUUUACCUCAUGUGCAGGCCAUAGGAACAAGUCAUGCUAGCAUACCAUCCACACCGCAAUUAAGCCGCACAUCAACACCUUCUACUCCAAAUCACCAAAGCUUGUCUCGAAAGCGAAAAAUGACCAUAGACGUUGAGUGCUCAGAAUACACAAGCAUUAAGCCAGAUCCCGGAUUUAAAAUGAGUCCCACUCGAAGCGCAUCAUGUGCCACUCCCCUGCAACUAGCAAAUGAAUCAAAAGUUUCGCCCACAUCUCCGCUAAAUAUACAAUUAAGCUCACAAAACUCAACAAGCGCUAGUGAUUUAUGCAGUACAGCUCCUCACUCGACAGCCUCCCUAUCACCAGCUUUAUCGAUCGUCAAUACUAAUGUGGAGAUUGCUUGUGUGGACACGUCUAAAAGUUCAGAAAGUGGUAUAGACGCCCUUAGUCCUUGCAUAAAGUUUACCCCUUUCCAACACCAAAAUUGGCAUAGGCUGUGUGACCAAAAUUUGCAAGAAUUAUCAAUAGUAUAUUAUCGCGUGGAUGCUGAUAAAGGUUUCAAUUUCUCAGCAUCUGACGAUGCCUUUGUUUGCCAAAAAAAAAAUCAUUUCCAAAUCACUUGCCAUGCCAGAUUACAAGGAGACGCUAAAUUUGUCAAAACGCCGUCCGGUCUCGAAAAAAUUAAAUCCUUCCAUUUACAUUUUUAUGGAGUAAAGCUGGAAUCUCCAAACCAAACGAUACGCGUUGAGCAAAGCCAGUCAGACCGUUCAAAAAAGCCCUUCUAUCCCGUACCGAUUGAUCUCCAGAGCCAUAUCGUUAGUAAAGUAACUGUGGGCCGCUUGCACUUUUCCGAAACCACCAAUAAUAACAUGCGUAAGAAAGGACGUCCCAAUCCCGAACAACGUUAUUUUCAGUUGGUAGUGGCUUUACAUGUGCACACAGCUUCCGGCGAUUUUCCUAUUAUUAGUCAGGGAAGUGAUAAAAUAAUCGUACGAGCGUCUAAUCCAGGACAGUUUGAAUCUGAUGUAGAUUUAUGUUGGCAACGAGGUCUUACACAAGACUCUAUUUACCAUGCGGGCCGAGUCGGCAUAAACACCGACCGGCCUGACGAAAGCUUAGUAGUGCAUGGUAAUCUCAAAAUAUCCGGCCACAUUGUGCAACCGAGCGACAGUCGAGCUAAGCAAGAGAUAGGUGAAUUGGAUACCUCCGUGCAGUUAAGGAAUUUGCAGAAGAUACGAAUUGUUCGUUACCGUUUAGAACCAGAAUUUGCUUUGCACUCCGGUCUGAAAUGUAAAAACGGAUCUGGGGAUAUUGUGGAUACAGGAGUUAUCGCCCAAGAGGUGCGCGAAGUAAUCCCGGAUGCAGUACAAGAAGCUGGCAGUAUAGUGCUGCCUAACGGUAACGUUAUUGAGAAUUUCUUGUUGGUUAAUAAGGAUCGAAUACUCAUGGAAAAUAUUGGCGCGGUAAAAGAAUUGUGUAAAGUGACUGGAACUUUGGAGUCACGUAUUGAAAACUUGGAACGCGUAAACCAUCGUUUACAACAUAUUAAAGACACUGAAAUGCAACUCAUGCGGAACGAAAUUAUGGCCAAUAAAGAAAGUCAAGAAAUUUGCUCGAAUAGAACCCUGCAAAUAACCAUAUUCCUACUUGUUAUCAUUAUGGCGGCCUGCUUGGCUGCCGUUUCCACUUUGUACUUUGUUGAACAUAGCCGAAAACAACAUAUCUUUAAACACUUGGAGAGUAUACACGUUCUGAGUAAUGGGCACGUUUACAGACCUGAUAUCUUGUCACUUGCAGAACAAGAACGUAUUUACUUGAAUAACAGAGUUAAUAAAACUCGUAAUUUUCUUUAUCAAUCAUCCUCUUCUGCUAUGACUAUGGACAGUAACUACACAAAAUAUCGUGAUGAAAUCAUGGGUGGUAUAGAUGCAAUUGAAGAGAUUGUACCAACACGCAAUGAUGAGCUAACGGCUAUCAUGGAAAAACCCUCCGUAGAAAAUGAGCUAAAACAGUUUAAUAGAGAACAUUUAAGAUCGACUACAUCCCCCAUGGUUCGCACAAAUAAGACCAUAAAUAGUAAAGCGAAAAUAAAACCCCAGGCAGGACGUAAUACCGUUUUCAGGGUCAUUUACAAUCAUCCAAAUAAUGGAAUAUCCGUGCAAGCCACUGAUGCUUCGGACACAUCCUCGGAACGUAUAGCAGGCGCCAAUGAACUAUUACAGCCAGAUCUUGAUAAUAAUUCUAUUGAUACAGACCACAAGCCAGUAACUUCUAAGACCCGCUUACCACAAAUCAAAGAUAAUUCGCGGCAUGGCGACAUACAGAAACUAAACACGGAACCUGUCGUAGGUAGCUUGCGCAGAAGUCAAGCAGACAACACCCCCUUACAGAUCCAUCAUAUGCAUCUUAGUAAUGCAGUUGUUGAUGAGACGAGCAUUUAUAAAACGUCUUCCCCGCUGAAUCCACUUGUCACUACAACUAUGAGUACUACGACCGUUUCCAUUAGUGCUACUAGCAAGAAAAUAGGCCAAAAAUUAAACACCGAAGCGCCACAGACCAAUUAUUCUCUGGACAUACAACCCAUAAGUAAUAAAACAUUACGCAACAUUAUUGAUCGAGCAACCGAUAAUGCUGAAGAUUUGCAAAGUCUUACUAAUAACAAUGAAUCGGCCUACAAUACUAUAAGUGAUCCUCUUGAUUUGAUAUUUUACAACAAUAUACGAGCACCAUCUAUAAGCAGUACCACUCAAGAAAGACAUCACCAAGAGCAAAACACAGACGCCGAUUGGCUAAUAAGUAGACAUUUCUACAUAGAUUCAUUUGGCGAACCUGAGCAGUGCAACAAAAAAAUUAAACAUGCUGAUAUAUCCAGUUGUCAGUCGGUGUGCUUCGAGGAAAACAAUCAACUCUUAGUCCCAAAUCAUCUAUCGUUGGGUCUGAAACCUAGUGAAGCAAAAAUAACUAAAACCUUGAUUACGCAAGAAGCAGGAGACAAUGCCAAGAGUAGUGAGCGCGCUGAUAAUGACGAUGAUGACAAAGAAACCGUUUUACAUGAAAAUGAGGAUGAGUUACAAGUUGCUUAUGGAGGGUCUUUACACCUUAACUCGAACUCGUCCCGCUUAUUAGUCGCAGGUAAAUCUUCGCAUUCUACUCAAGCUCUAACAAAACAAUUGAGUACAGAACAACCUUCAGGGGAAAUCGUAGAUAAUUUAGGAGCUAUAUUGGACCAUAGUUUCAGCAAUGACAAUGGUAAUCAACACCCAAAAGCCGCAAAACAAGAAAGACAUGAUUUACCAAAUCAAACACAGACGCAACAAACCAAAUUAUUAACGGAACCGAAUCAGCCUCCAUUAAAUGCGGACUGUUGGAAAGUGCAUAGCUGUAUAUUGGCAGAAAGAGUGAAUAAAACUUUCUCUGUUGAUGAAUAUUGUCCGAAAUCGAGAAAAUCAAUGAACCUAACAUUUAUCGUACCGUUGUCACGCUAUUUUAAGGAAAAAAGUAUUCAACUGCAUUUAACAUCAACUUUACCAUUACAUUGGGUGCUUUGCAAUAAUCAUGAAUUAUCAAAAACCAAUGGUAAGCAUUUGCCUAGUACUCAUCAAACGCUUCAGCGCCUUCGUAAUACUUCGCUGCUAUUACUGAACAUACCAAGCCGUGGUUAUUUUGUUAAAGACUUGAAUUUACGUGCCACCAGUGAUACAGAAAAGGAAACCAUAUGCCAGGAGAAAGCAUAUGAAACAAAUCCUAUACUUGAGUACAAUUUUAGAAUUUUAAGAAAUUGUGAUUAAUUGAGAAAACAAAAUGACACAGAGUCAGCAAUUACGUUUGAUCUAAGUCCUUACCAUUAAAGCCUCGCGCUCAUUACAACAAGCUUUAAAUCGACGCAACUUUAUUUAUUCGAUAGCUGAAAUGAAAACAUCAUCAAGUGAACAAAGCUCCAACCGUUAGCUAUUAAGCCUUUGUAUGCCUUUUAUUUUAGUUUAGUCUGGAAAGAAGAAAAAAAUACGCUGAAACUGAGAAAACUAGGUUUUAAUGAAAUAUGAAAAUUGUUUAGUCAAAUUACAUAAAAAUAAAUAUAAACAUAAA